Messenger RNA from Anopheles marshallii, 1125 nucleotides. RefSeq lists its product as uncharacterized. The transcript is spliced from 6 exons. Gene Ontology annotation, molecular function: serine hydrolase activity. The record is from RefSeq and is a predicted model, not a curated record. Lineage: Eukaryota; Metazoa; Arthropoda; Insecta; Diptera; Culicidae. Bases 1 to 1125 code for a protein of 374 amino acids.
AUGGCAAUCCGUUCCCUGCGAUAUAUGGCCAGCGUCGGUGCCAACGUGCCGAAAACUGGCACGAGCCUCGGAGUGCAGCAGCAGCAGUUCAUUGCAUAUAAUAACAUUGCAAGAUGCAUCCCGGCACAGCUUGCUGGAGGACCGAGCAGCUAUUGGCCCGGACAGAGUGCACGGUUCUUCAGCGCGUUGCAGAGUCAGCCGUCCAUCGUCGAACCGAGCAGAAUCAUGGCAGAACGUAACAUCUGUGCCCCGAAAGUGCACACGAUGGUAAACGUUCGUACAUUAGCCACGCAGGAAAUCACCCGCAGCAUUCAACUGUUCACCGAUCGACCAAGAAACGUCGAAAAGGAUCAGCAAACUUUACGGCUGAAGGAACAAUGCGAUAAGCCUGUGGUGCUGAUUAUCUCUUGGCUAAAUGCGCGCCAGAAACACUUGGCCAAAUACGCCAAGCUAUACAUCGAUCAAGGAUUUGAUGUGUUCGCAACACACAUCACCCCCUGGCAAUUGUUGUGGCCCGUCAAGGGAACACAGCUGGUGGCGGGCGAGAUUGUAAAGUUUCUGAAGAACAACGACUUUAAGCACGGACUCGUCCUGCACGGGUUCUCCGUCGGUGGAUAUCUGUGGGGCGAGUGUCUGGUGCAUAUAGCGCGCGACCUGCCCAACUAUCAGGUGGUGCUCGAUCGUGUCAAUGGCCAGGUGUGGGAUAGUGCGGCUGACAUUACCGAAAUAUCGGUCGGUGUGCCGAGAGCUUUGUUCCCGAAAAAUCCAACCCUUCAGAGUGCACUGAAGAAGUAUAUGCUGUAUCACAUGAAAGCGUUCCACGAGCCAGCAACAUCGCACUACAUCCGUUCGAGCCAGAUGUUUCACACGAAUCUGUUGCGCUGCCCGGCUUUGUUUUUGAUGUCCAAAACCGACCCCGUCGGUACGGUGGAGGCAAAUACCCGCGUCAAGGACAGUUGGGAACAGAGCGGUGUGAAGACGACGGUCAAGUGUUGGGACCGUUCGCCACACGUUGGCCAUUUCUUGAAGCACCGAGAAGAAUACAUCGAUGUGCUGUUCAACCAUCUGCGGCAGCUGAAUCUGCCCAGUCUGAAGCAGGAUGCGCUUCUGCGGGCCAAACUUUAA